Molecule: messenger RNA, 2354 nt
Organism: Pneumocystis carinii B80
Lineage: Eukaryota; Fungi; Ascomycota; Pneumocystomycetes; Pneumocystales; Pneumocystaceae
Exons: 10
Coding region: 47-1891 (614 amino acids)
Biological process (GO): spindle pole body localization; nuclear pore organization
Cellular component (GO): nuclear pore transmembrane ring; spindle pole body
Molecular function (GO): spindle pole body-nuclear membrane anchor activity
Source: RefSeq, a predicted model, not a curated record
UUUUUUAUAUAUUUUAAACCUCGAUAUUUUAACCAUAGUUUUUUUAAUGGUUUCAAUAAAGGAUACUUUUGCUAAGGUCUCUAUACGAUCAGAACCAGUUGAUUAUCAUGCUAUUGCUUCAAGUAUUCUUCAAAGACGAUUUGUUCAGGCAGUUUUUUUAACAUAUUUAAUAUCUUAUGUUAUUUCAAUUAUAAUUGACAGCACGUUUAGCAUUUUUAGACCUCUUUCAUGGUUAUAUAUUGGGUUUCGAGCGUUAAUUCUUUUGUUUUCAGUAUUUCCACUCUUUAUUUCAAAAAAAGCUAAUCUUCAUGUUGAUUACCAUACAAAGCCAUCUUUUAUAUCAGAAUUCUAUCUCAGAUUAUUUUCGCUUAAAGCUUUAAGAUUAACAUUUAUUUAUCUUAUUUCAUCUUUUUUUAUAACUAUGAUAAAUAUGAACACGAAAAACACGGCAUCAUUUAAUAAAAUUGUUGUAUUUUAUGAAGUCUAUUCACCUCAAUUAAAUGAAAAAACAGUAUAUUUUAUUUUUCAUGGAUUAUCAUUGGCAUUAGUGGUUUCUAUUAUCCAUAAUUUGAAUGAUUGGGAUAAGAUGGAGCUUCCUAUUUUUGUACAAAUUCUCCCAGUACGUGUAAAAUCUGAAAUAGUGAAAAUUAUAAUAUAUUCUGCAUUGGUUUCCCUUACAUUUUCAUUUUUUAGUCCAUUGGUAUAUCUUUUUUUAAGAAGAUGGAUAUGGUCUUUUACGUUGCAAUUUUUUCGCUUAUUGUUAUAUAAAAUUCCAAAAUCUUCUAUUCCUUAUUGGCCAUUUUCUGUAAAGCUUCUUUUUUUUUCUACGUUUAAUUCUUUUAUCAUGCUUUUACUUUGGAAUUCGGUUCAUUCUUUAUUUAGAAUAUAUUUAUCUCAUGGUCCUAUGUCUUAUGGAAAAUUAGCAAGUGAACGAUCACCUGAUCCUAAUGGAACUCUUUUGACAGGAUUAGUAGCCGAAUUUAAGCCAUUGACUAGGAUUAUGGCAUUUGAAGAACUUUAUUAUAUAUUACAUCAUGAUUUUCAUCGCUGUGAGCAAAUUUUCAAUGAUAUUGACCGAAACCCUCCUAUGUGGCAACAAAUUGUAGAAAUAUGUCUUAGAAUUAUCAGUGACAUCCCUGUAACUCUUCGAAGAGUAUAUCAAUUACCAGAAAAUAAAACUUUAUUUUCAAAUGCAAAUUCAGACUUUUCACAUCAAUUCUACAAUCAAAUAAACGAUGACACUGAAUUAAAGAAUCAAAAUUCUGUACCUUUACUAAGAAUUAAAGAUCAAAAUAUUUUUUUGGAAAAACAAGUUCGCAAGCGAACUAAUAUAGACUAUUCAAAACAUCAAAAUCAUGUUAAUGAGUUUUUGUCACAUUCCAAUAAGGCUUCAAAAAAAAAAGAUAAAAAUAUUUAUAAACUUCAACUAAAAAAUAUUAUAAUAUUUUAUUUAAAAAUAUUUUAUAAAUCUUGGCUGGGCGCUCCAUUUAGACAAACUUUGCAAAGAAAACAUCAAAUUUUAUUUCCAAAUACUCGUUUGCAAAUUCUAGCUAUAUUUGAUUUAUCUCAAUUAGUCGUACGUUCUAUUGAUCAAGAUUUGUUUGGCAUGGUUCAACGGGAAGUUGCAUUGAUUUUGGAAUGUUUACAUGUAACUCUUGAAGAUGUGAAGCAUUUCAUUAAAUUUCCACAAUGUCAUUUUUCUGAUAUAUUUUAUCGUCAAAAUAAUCUAGAUCUUACUUUUGAAGAACCUACUGCUCUUUUAAAAACACUCGAAUUCGGUAUGUUAAAUAUCAUUUCCAAAUUCGGUCCUUAUCUUUCUGGAAUGCAUCUUCAACCUUCCACUGCAAUAAAAUGUCAAACACUAGCUGAUUUUAACUUAAUAAAUGACUAACAAUCAAUCUAUUCUGCUAACUAAUUCAGCUCUAUUAUUCAUAAAUCAUUCUUUUUCUGGAAAAAUUCUCGAAAUCCUCGAAUUAUUCUCAUAUAACCACCAUUCAUAUCUAAUUUUGGUCGUACAUCAAGAUAAAAUGAUAACAAUUCUCCUUCUUUUUUUCCAGAAUAAAAAUCUAUAAUAUAUGUCACCUCUUUACCACAUCGAUCAAUUUUCCAGUCAUGACGAUCAAAUGGUGGUUUAUAUCUAUACAUAAAUUUUCAUUUAAAUACAAAAUCUAUGCAAUUUUACCCCAGCAAUUUUAACAUUCUUGCUUUAGGACUCAUUUUAGACGACUUUCCUUCGAAUUUUAUCAAUUUAGGUCCUCCACAUCUACAAAAAAAUAAAUAUUAUAAAAUUAUUCUCUUAUAAAUAAAAUUAUUGACUUUUCACUCCCCCAUCCUUUCUCCCAACUUAUAAUCUC